ACGUCGUUUGCAACCCCUAAACUCUCACCUCCCUCCGUCAACGUCAUUAGACUGAAGCUCGAGCUCUCUCAUCUUUGUCAUUGUUGCUCAAUGCUCACUGCUGUCGCACCGAAGCUCCCUCCCUCUCUCGGCUCCGGUCUCUUGCUGUCUCCGAUGUUGCACUCAAGCUCGUCGUCGUUCUCUCGGAUCGGGUCUUUCCCACGGUCUCCGGUCUCGCACUCAGUCGCGCUCGCUCUCCUGUCCUGCCCUUGUUGUCGCCGGUGGCAGAAGCAUCAUGGAGGUCCUGGGGUUCCUCCUCGCCGUCAGUAACUCUGGCCGUCAGCUUCCUCCCCGCCGUCAGCUUCCUUCGCGCAACCAGAAGCUGGUCCCGAUUUGGAAAGAGAUAUCACAACUGCAGAAAAAAGAAAUUGAAAUGAAGAAGGCAGAAGCUAGAGGUAGCAAGGCUGAACAGAAAGCUAAGAAGAAGCAACUGGAGGACGAGGUUACUCGACUUUCUGCUAAUCUUAAAGAGGAACAUGCAAAAGCACUGGCUGAUGGGAGCAGAGAAUCCAAGCAGAGCCGAGUGACACUACAAGUUGAUGCCUCUCGGUUUAACUGUUUGUGAAAUAAAGCCUGAUGGGCACUGCCUCUAUAGAGCCGUUGAGGAUCAGCUGGCCCUCCUCUCUGGUGGUGGAUCACCUCAUAGAAAUUUGAAAACUAAAGAGGUGGAGUCCACGGCUUUAUGGGGAGGACAAUUAGAGGUUGGUGCCUUGACUCCCUGGUUGAAGAAGAAUAUUAUGAUAUUUUCAGGCUCCUUCCCGGAUGUGGAGAUGGGGAAGGAGUAUAAAUCCGCGGAUGGCACUGCCUCAUCGAGUUUGAGUGUUAUGCUCUCCUACCACAAGUAUGCUUUUGGACUUGGUGAGCAUUAUAAUUCUAUGGUCCCAGCAUGAUCUGAAUGUGUACAUCACAAAAAGUAUUUUUAUGACGAUGUUGCCUUAUAGCAUUUUUCUUUGAAACCAAACAUUUGAUGGAAGAUCUCUUGGAACCGAAGUUGUUAUAACAGUUCUUGAAUGAGUGAUUUGCUUUAAUAUAAUGCACACUUCAGUUCUUGAAUGUGUCAUUGACAUGCUCAUUGAACCGUUGUGAUCCACGUA
Messenger RNA from Arachis ipaensis, 1133 nucleotides. RefSeq lists its product as uncharacterized. The record is from RefSeq and is a predicted model, not a curated record. NCBI's taxonomy places the organism in Eukaryota, Viridiplantae, Streptophyta, Magnoliopsida, Fabales, Fabaceae.